UUUGUAAUUUAGGAGUAACCAAGUAAGCCACAAUGAUUAGAUCUAAUACUCAUUGAAUAGACUGCACUGUCCGUGUCCAGACCAUUGUCACAAUCAUUGUGAUUGUGCGUGCCUCGAAAUAUCGACACUCUAUGACUCUUAGUCGGUAUGCUGUGGGCUGUCAAUCAAGAAGCAACAAUAUCGAUAACUGUUAGUUAUAGAAAAAAAAGUCAAUGAAUUUCUCACAUAGUCACAGUCACAUAGUAUAGGCCUGUUUAAAAAAUGUCAUAUUUAAAUUACGAAAUGAUUAUUAUACGCACUGCUGUGCGCAUAACACUCAUCGUUAGUCGAAACUUUUAUCUGACAAUAACGCUCGGCAUUAUCAUUAUGCGCAGAUUCUUGGCUGGUUGCUAAUUUCUGUCUGAGGGGCCAGAAAUCGGCAAAAUGAUGUCAGUAUUAAUAAAAAUCUCUGCGCGCGAUUAACUAGUUGAAACUUUAUGUGCAUCGUGCAGAUCGUCAGCCUUAAAACUCGAUCUGUUCAUUUCAAAGGGUUAUUCUUACUGGAAAUAUUACUUUUUAUCUAAUCUAAUACUAAUCAGUUUCAAAUCCAACUAAAGCAAUCACAAUCUAUCUAAGAUGAUCCUGAAAUUUUGAAGUUUAAAUAUUAUCAAAUUUUUUAGUAUUUUUUUUUUAAAGCUUGUUGUAAUUUUUUGUUAAUGUCAGGGAUAAAAACAGUUUUUUUUUAAAAAAAAUGUGGGGGGUUUUUUUUUUUUUUUUUUUUUUUACAAGUAGUGUGAGAAUUAAUCAAGCAACAGGCUGAGGGUGCAGAGUAUAGAAAAGGUUUGGGGAAACCCUUGUGUAAUGGUUUCCGAAGUGUGCGUCACCAUGCGUUGGGAGCUGUAACUGAGGUGCCUUGAAAUAUUAUAACAUUUUCAAAGUUGUUAUUUCCAUUUUCAAUCCAAGUCCAAGUGAUAAGAUGGUAUCGAGCCUUCAGCAAAAAUGUAACUAAUUGAGUCGUAGUUGUGUGCAGCAAAAUUACUAGAACUAGAAUGGAGCUUUUUGAUCUUAAAUACUUGUUUAACUUAUUUUUACAUAAUCUCUCGUGUUGUACUUGAAAAACAUGAAUUCAGGAAGGACGCAGAAAAAUGUAUAAAAGUUUAAGUGUAUGUUUCUAUUUUUCUAUGACAUUUUCAACAAAUAAAAUUUAAAAAACGAUAACUUUUUCCAAAGAAUUUUAGAGCUUAAAUAUAUUUCUUCAGGAUUUAUUAAUUAUAUUUCAUUCAGAUUCCAGGAUGGAUAUCUUCAAUCCCUUGGAAUUGGCAUCAUUGAUUGAGGAAUGGAUGCUGCAUAAAGAAAUUCAAGGUAAUUAUUUUAAUUUUAUUCUUGCUCUAAUUAAAUUUAAUUAAUAGGCCUAUAUUUCACCGAAACAAUUCACUCUCCACUGGAAAAUCUAAUUGCUGUUUUUAUUUAUUUAUAUUUUAGGGAUUUAUAAGUAUGAUGACCUUAAACUCUCUUUGCCGGAAAUCAUCUGGACAGACAUUUUUUGUAAAUCAGAUCCUUCACUGAAAAUCAUGGCGCACAAGGUAAGAUAGUAUAAGUAAAGUGAUAAAUCUUAUUAAGUGAUUGUGCUUAAAUUGAGUCGAAAAGACAUACCAUAUACACUCGAUCUAAAGCCCAUUCCAUGAUAACCAGAUCUCCCAGAUUCUGUAUCAUGAAAAGAAUAAAUAAUAUUUAACUCGCUCAUAACCUGACCACUGAAAAUAGUAUGCUAGUGUAAACAAUACAAUACUAAAAAUAACACUCAGAGUCAUAAACUUAAUGCUAAAAUCUGACAAGAAGUAAAAUUUCCAGCAGAAUGUGAACAAGCACUAAUAACCCCAAUUCACAAGAAAGGUUCCAAACUGCAAUGCACAAACUACAGAGGAAUUUCCCUAUUAAAUGUAACUAGCAACAUACAAAAUACUAACAAAACUAAUGGACAAGAGACUCCAACCGUACCCUGAACAAAUACUAGCUUACCACUAAUGUGACCAAAUACUCGGUGACUACCAAUUUUGAUUCAGACAAAACAGAUGAACGACUGAUCAGAUUUACACCGUCAGAUACACCUCUCAGAGAAAUGUUAUGAAUAAAAUAUCCCAGUGCACUAAUAUCCCAGUGCAUCAAUAUCCCAGUGCACCAACUCUUUGUGGACUAUAAAAUUACAAACCACCAUUUAUGAAUAUUAAAUCAGUUCAAAUAUCUAGGAUCCUCACAUCUUGUAGCCAAUUGACAGUUGUACAUCCCUGCUAAAUAUCCAUACAAGGCGGACAGAAGAAGAAUAGAAUAUGUUAUAUGGUGCACGAAUAUGAACAAGGAAAUGGGAGGACAAAAAAGCCUCAUCAAAAUUGGAUAAAAUGUUUGAUGCCCAAAUUUAUUAAUUCAAAAUAUAAAAUUUGAAAAUGGAGAUCAUUACGUCUGGCUCAGAAAUCUAUUUUUCGAUGUUAGGUUUUUGAACCACCAACAUUAUCCUCUGAUCAAUAAUGAAUUUAAGAGAAGAGAUGGCUGCAAAAUACCUUACUGGUUGGUUGCUGUAAAACUGUAGUUAUUUGUAAUUAGUGUUUAAAUUUAUUCUCAAGCCGUAGUCGUUGGUAGUCUAUUUGUGGUUUCAAAUAUUCAGUGAUGAAAAUUUCAAAUAUUCAUUGAAUAUAAUAUCAACAUAUUCAGUGAUGAUAAUAUCAACAUAUUCAGUCUUGAUAAUAUCAACAUAUUCAGUGAUGAUAAUAUCAACAUAUUCAGUCUUUAAAUCAUGUUGCUGUUAAAUGAAUUAACAUUUUUUUAAAUAUUGUCCAGAAAACCGUCGUCUUAGCCAGGAUGAAGAGUCCUCUGUUGGUUGGUGAACCUGAGUGUAAAGUUGAACUUUAUUCGGGUUUGAUCAAAUAUGGGAACACAGGUGAGUGAAUAUUUUUACUGUAGAGCCGGUAUAUAAAGUUGAUACUGUUAUCUGGAAUAGGGGUGGGGUAAUGUCCUGAUAUUUACAGUGGCAUUAAAUUACCUCCAACAAAUUACCUCAUUUUCUAAUUCAUUAUCUUAUGUCUUGUUUUGCCCUUAGUGGAACAAACGCCCAUAUUAUAUUUUUGUUAUAUAUUUCAAACGUCCAUAUAUCUUAUAAUAUAUGAAUGGCGUUCAAGCCAUGCGAAGGGAAUCAAUAGUGGAACAAGAUAUGUUUAGGCCGGAAAGGAAAGACGGGAAAGUUAAAAGGAUGUUUGGCAGACAGUACAAAUCAAUAAAUAACAUUUAAUUAGGUCUUUCAAUUUAAAUAAAAUGGAAUGUAGCUUACUAUUUAGCAGAGGCAUAACGAAGGGGGGGUGGGGGCAGGCGAGUUACACAUGUCCCCAGGCGCCAAGAUACAGGUACAAAAUGAGGCUUACAAUGUUACAUUAUAAUAAGUAAACAAGGGUAAUACAUUGGUCACAAGAUCGCUGCAGCCGCUCAGCAGACAUGUCAUCUGAUAGCCUUCUUGUUUUGUCGCAUUUGCGUACUUCAAUGGGACAGGAUCAUCUUAGUGUUCUUGGUAUUCUUAGCGUUGAAAUAGGAAAAGUGUAAAAAAACAGAUUGCGUAAUUGACCAGUUUGAAACAUUGAAAUUUUAAAAAAAUCUUUUGUACCAGUCUACGACAGUGACUGAGUGGGUCAUGUAUCAUAAUUUCUGUAAAUUUGCUUCUUCAAAUACAAUAUUUUUAAAAAUCUAAAUUGUUUUCCUCAUUCAAUGUAACAGAAAAAUGUGAUAAAAUGAUUAUAGUUCUUCCCAGAGCGCAAAAUAUCAUAGCUAUGCCUCUGCUUUUUAGAACUGGAAGACAUAUAUCUUGUUCCAAUUACUCCUUUCAUUCAACUUAAUCCACUAUAUUUAAGUCUUUAGUUUUCUAUUGGUUGAUAUAAAUAAACAUGCAUAUUUUUGUUGACCUACUUUGAUUUUUCCUUAAAUAAAAUAACUCAUGGGUUUUCAAAAAACAGAUUUUAACACAAAAGUUAAUCUUCCAUUUGACGACCUGCCUGAUUAUAUCCUGAAUUAUUUGAGCAUAAAGUCCCUGGACAUUGACCUUGGGAGAGAAGCUGCUGAAACUGAGCCCAGUCCCUACCUAUUUAAUCCAAAACCAUCUGAAGAAGGAGCUGCAGUUCCUGGACCAGUAUGGAGGGGGUGUUAUGUUGGUGAGUUAUUUCUUUCUGUUGCACGUAUAAAACAGACAAACAGAUUAUGAAAAUCAUUUUAUUCCUGCAAUAUAAUGUGGCAAUCACCUCAGCUGACAAUGUUAAUGGCUAUUCUAAAAUUGUAAUGGCUUUUCUAAAAUUUUAAUGGCUAUUCUAAAAUUUUAAUAGCUAUUCUAAAUUUUUAAUGGCUAUGCUAAAUUUUAUACUCUUAUUUACCAUGUUUCAUUCAAUAAAACUAAUAAUGGUUAAUUAUUUUGUGUACCGGUAUAUCCAUCUAUUUGGAUGUGGUUAUUUAUUUUGUGUAUAUUCAUCUAUUUGGAUUUGAAAUGUAAAAAAAAUGUUGCUUUGUGUUUAAGGUAUAUUCUCGCUGAUGGCUGAUUUGCGUGGCGAUGUCAAAUUUAUUGAAGAUGAUGGGACAGUCCAGAUGGUAGACUUUAAAGAAAUGGUGCAUUUCCUAAAAUUUUCAAACAAAACUGAGUACAUAAGAGUCAAAACUGAAAGCUGUGACUGGGAGGUGACAGGAAUGUGUGAGUUUAGCCUGUACAGCUAACUGUUGCACUAAGCCUGUACAGCUAACUGUUGAACUGAGGAUGCACAUAGUUAGUUGCUGUUCAACAAUCUCAUCACAUGUUUAAGCAACGUAUCAUUACAUACCUUAACUAAAACGUACGAAAUAUUUAUUUCAUUGUUACUUAACGUAAAUGUAUUUUUUUUUAAAAACUUUUAAGUACGGUACUUAAAAAAAAAAACUGCACUAAUUUGCUUUACUAGCCUGGUAUUUUGAAGCGUUUUAAUAUUUUAAGCAACCUCACUUAUUAUUAUAGUAUCAUAAAACGGUAUGAGAAUGUAUUGUACAGUAAAGCAGAAAUAUUAUGCUUCAGACCACUUUAGCUUGUGAUGCUCAGUGAUAUCAUGAUUAGACCACUUGAGAUAAUGACAAGUGAUAUAAUGCUUCAGACAACGUGAGAUAGUGAUAAGUGAUAUUAUGCUUCAGAUAACUUUAGAUAGUGAUAAGUGAUAUUAUGCUUCAGAUAAAUUUAGAUAGUGAUAAGUGAUAUUAUGCUUCAGAUAACUUUAGAUAGUGAUAAGUGAUAUUAUGCUUGAGAUAACUUUAGAUAGUGAUAAGUGAUAUUAUGCUUCAGAUAACUUUAGAUAGUGAUAAGUGAUAUUAUGCUUGAGAUAACUUUAGAUAGUGAUAAGUGAUAUUAUGCUUGAGAUAACUUUAGAUAGUGAUAAGUGAUAUUAUGCUUGAGAUAACUUUAGAUAGUGAUAAGUGAUAUUAUGCUUGAGAUAACUUUAGAUAGUGAUAAGUGAUAUUAUGCUUCAGAUAACUUUAGAUAGUGAUAAGUGAUAUUAUGCUUGAGAUAACUUUAGAUAGUGAUAAGUGAUAUUAUGCUUCAGAUAACUUUAGAUAGUGAUAAGUGAUAUUAUGCUUGAGAUAACUUUAGAUAGUGAUAAGUGAUAUUAUGCUUCAGAUAACUUUAGAUAGUGAUAAGUGAUAUUAUGCU
Molecule: messenger RNA, 5674 nt
Organism: Lymnaea stagnalis (great pond snail)
Lineage: Eukaryota; Metazoa; Mollusca; Gastropoda; Lymnaeidae
Source: the annotation of a GenBank genome assembly